Cadophora gregata is the source of this 544-nucleotide messenger RNA. RefSeq lists its product as uncharacterized. The transcript is spliced from 2 exons. The record is from RefSeq and is a predicted model, not a curated record. NCBI's taxonomy places the organism in Eukaryota, Fungi, Ascomycota, Leotiomycetes, Helotiales, Ploettnerulaceae. The coding region runs from base 1 to 261 and encodes 86 amino acids.
AUGUGUCAUUUCGAGUACGUCCUCCACGGCUGCGGUCACAAAGGUCCCACCAGCGCCGUCAUCUGCCGUCAUAUGGCAAAGGUUGUCAAGCCCAAGGUUUACUUCAGGACUAUGCCGUUCGUCAAGAUGGCGACUUGGGUCCGCGUCUGUACUGAGUACUGGGGCGAGAAAUCCACGCACGUUUCUAGGGAGGAAGAUACUCUCUGCUAUGAGUGUAUUCUUAAGGGGCGUGAGAAGCAAGUCCUUGGCGCUUCUGCUUAGAUAGAGAGCAUGGAAGAUCAUGGAAUGAGCUCUACAGGUUAUGUUAAUCGAGGAUGGUACAUCCUUGACCUCUACAGGUUAUGUUAAGGUAGGAUGGUACAAGACGAGGAUUUGGUGUUGAUUUUUCGUGUUGCUGGAGCUCUCCGUUGUUUGCAUUUGUUAGUUGAGUCAUUGUCUCUAGCGGUCAUGAGCGAUAAGCAAGAGUAAGAGACAGAGCGGGUUUUCUCUACCCCUAGAGCACGCAAGGUCUUUUGUGGUUGUUGUCAAGGAAUGGCGUUUAUUC